Molecule: messenger RNA, 1440 nt
Organism: Neocloeon triangulifer
Lineage: Eukaryota; Metazoa; Arthropoda; Insecta; Ephemeroptera; Baetidae
Product: monoacylglycerol/Diacylglycerol O-acyltransferase
Exons: 8
Coding region: 173-1144 (323 amino acids)
Cellular component (GO): membrane
Molecular function (GO): acyltransferase activity
Source: RefSeq, a predicted model, not a curated record
GAAAAACAAAGUUUUAACAUACACAAGGGCAGGGGACAGGGUCAUUGAAACUUGUGACUAAAAAUAAAGCAGUUUCUUUCGUUGACCAGUCGUACGAUCGGUGCAAAUGUGAUGGUCAGAUAGCCAAGGUGUCGUUGCCCAAACACGCUGGUGUGCGCAUAUUUAAUUAAUUAUGCUGGAACGGUUGGAGCUUAUCAAAAAUGCCACCCUCUACGUGGAAGGAAUUAUUGUGCAAUAUAUCGAUUUGGACUUUUAUUUGUGGCUCUGGUGGCUGCUCACGCCCUUAGUCAUUACAUUCCUCCUGCCAAUGACCAUAGGUGUUCUCUUCUACAUGACAUCAUUGAUUUUGUACAUUUACAAACUUCACAGGCAAAGACUUCGAGCCGCCUACGAACGAGACUUUUGGGAUGGAGCAAGAUACACGGUGGCUGCAAUUUGGGACGCCCAUGGCUGGUUGUGGCAUGGAUAUGAAAUCGAAGGACUGGAAAACUUGCCAGAGGACAGUCCUGCCUUGAUAGUGUAUUACCACGGUGCAAUUCCAAUAGACAUUUACUAUUUCGUCGCCAAGACUUUAAUUCUCAAGAACAGACUUAUCCACACAGUUGCCGAUAAUUUCCUCUUCAGUCUUCCUGGUUGGCCUAUAAUUGCCGAAGCACUGAAGGUGAUCCCGGGCACGGUGCAGACGUGCUCCGCCAUACUUAGAGAUAACAACAUGUUAGCCAUUGCGCCUGGAGGAGUCUACGAAGCUCAGUUUGGUGACUCUUUUUAUCAUGUCAUGUGGAGGAAGCGGCUUGGCUUUGCAAAAGUAGCACAUGAAGCAAAAGUGCCAAUCAUUCCAAUUUUCACACAAAACCUGCGUGAGGCAUUCCGCAGCGUCAGCUGGGGCAAGAAAUACUGGCUGAAGCUGUACCUGUGGUGCAAACUGCCCAUUGUCCCCGUUUAUGGUGGCUUUCCUGUAAAAUUGAAGACAUUUGUCGGCAAGCCCAUCCCUUACGACCAAUCUCUAUCGCCUGAGGAAAUCAGAGAUAAGGUGGCCUCGUCAAUUGAGGAUCUCGUCAAAAGACACCAGCAAGUGCCAGGAAGCAUUUUACGAGCCUUGAUUCAAAGGUUUUGGAAUUUCGAAUGCGCGGAAAAGAGCAAGUGAUCGUAUUUAUUUUCUCAAAAGUUGCCCCUUUAAACUAGAUUUUAAAGUAUUAUAUGUUAUUUUUCUAAUAACCUUUUUUUUGUUAACGACUUAAGUUUUCCGGUCCCAUUUUUUACCCAUUCCCUUUGAAAACUUCUCAUUCCAUUACUAAUUUUUUACCCCUAACUUGUGAUAAUUAAUGAUUAUUUGAUCAACUAUAUCAAAAAGUCUCAAUGUUAACCAGUCGUUGUAGUUGCUGAUAGUGGAUAUUUUAAAAUAAAAGUAUAUUAAACGUUUUAUUAUUGAAAAACGGAUUA